UGCUCGUUCCCCGGACCUGGCUAUCCCCAGCCUCUUGCCUGCAUCAGCCUCUAGCCUGGGACCUGUCCUGAUGCAUCCUUUGAUGCUGGGUCAGCAUCUUUGCCUCCAGCAAAUCGGAAACCAGAGUCACUCCCCUGGAUAUUCCCCCAUCACACCUCCUGGAAACCUGGGACCCUCAACCCCUUGCGUGGAAUGGACUCUCCUCCUGGACCCUUGACCUUUCACCCUGACCAGGCUCCCGCCCAGGACCCUCAGCCUCGCAGCUAAGAGCCUGGGGUCUGGGUUAGUUCAGCUCUGGCUGUGUAAUUUGCUGGCCUUCAGGUGUCUGCCUGUCACCUGUCCUGCCAGCUGGAAAAUCAGGUCUUCCUCGUCCCUGUGUCUCUUUCCUGGAGGCUGCCCCCAUUCCCAGGGACAAUUGUCCCUCUCAGCCUUGGUGUUUGGCUCUCUAAGAAUUUCACUGCCACUUUCUGCUCCCCUCCCAUCACUUUUCAUGGCCAUGUCCUAGUUGGGCCUCAGCUUGUCUGUCCUCCCCUUUGGGAGGCAUGAGGCCAGCAUGGGGCUCACAGACCCUGGGGUGUGGAGGAAGAAGCUCCCUCUGCCUGCUGGGCUUCUUGCCGUGGCGUUGGAAGUUGGCAGUGAUGCGUCGGCAUCUCCUCCGCUGUCUCUCUGGAGCUGCUCUACUCCUUGUCACCAUGGCUUUCCUCUCCAUGAGGCACCGUGGCACUCAAGAGUUGGUCCGCUACCAAGGGGUUGGUGAUGGGACAUCGGAUAUCCUGGAGCACCAGGCUAAAAUGUCCCCAGCGGAUGUGCUGAGAGACAGCAGCAGGAGACAGGAGCUGAAAGAGCCACCAGGCCCUUCCAAGGUGGGCUCCAGUGUGCGGAGAGGCCUGGAGCUUGGAGAGGUUUUCAUUGCUGUGAAGACAACCAAGAUGUUCCACCAGACCAGGCUGGAGCUGCUGCUGGACACUUGGAUAUCCAAGGCAAAAGAGCAGACCUACGUCUUUACUGACGAAGAAGACGAAGCCCUGCAGAAGAGAAUGGGUGACCAUGUGGUAUUCACAAACUGCUCCGCAGAGCAUAGCCACCCAGCCCUCUCCUGCAAGAUGGCAGCCGAGUUUGAUGCGUUCUUGGCCAGCGGCCUGAGCUGGUUUUGCCACUUGGAUGAUGAUAACUACCUAAACCCAAAGGCCCUCUUGAAGCUCUUGUCUUCCUACUCUCCAGCCCAGGAUGUUUACAUUGGGAAGCCCAGCCUGAACCGGCCCAUCCACGCCUCCGAAACAAUGCCCAACAAUCAGACGAGGUCCGUGCGCUUCUGGUUCGCUACUGGAGGGGCGGGAUUCUGCAUCAGCCGCAGGCUGGCCGUCAAGAUGGCACCUUGGGCCAGUGGCAGUAACUUCCUGAGCACCUCAGAGCUCAUCCGCCUCCCGGACGACUGCACCGUGGGCUACAUCGUGGAGUGCAAACUGGGCGGGCGUCUGCUCCCCAACACGCUCUUCCACUCUCACCUGGAGAACCUGCAGCUGAUACCCAGGCCCCAGCUCCCGCAGCAGGUCACCCUCAGCUAUGGUGUCUUCGAGAAGAAACUCAACACUGUUGAGCUGGCCGGCCCCUUCUCUCAGCACGAUGAUCCCUCCAGGUUCCAAUCCCUUCACUGCCUUCUCUACCCGGACACUUCCUGGUGCCCACGGCCUGUCUGAGCUCCCACACCCAAAGGGUCCCACUCAGGCCAGCGACCCUCAGUUCGUGUUGUGUGGGGGGGCACUCAAGGAGCCCUGGGCGCUCCCUCUCUCCUUCGCAGUGACUGCCCUGGGGCCGCAUGCUGCAGCUAGCGAUAGCUUGGUGGGUCAGUGCUUGCUGAGCACGGCACAGGGUGAGAAGGUAGAAUCCACAGCAAGGCGCCCAGGUGAAAAUGUGGAAUUACGCUGUUGGUGGGACAUUUCAAAUGCAACCCAAUUUCCCAUGGGCUCUGGGACACUUGUGGGGGGUGAGGAUGGGCGGGAGGGGAAGUCGACAUGCCUCUGGUAAUGUAGGCAGUGUAGUGGUAGCCCUGUCGGUCCCAGGAUAUUAGAGAGACAAGGUGGGGGAGGUAACCUUAUGCCUCUAUUAACAGCCAGACUUUGGCCACAACUGCUGGCUGUGCCGGAAUAGAUGGAGACCUGGUGCCCCCUGCUGCGUGGAUGGAGCAUAUCUCUGUAUGCAUCCUGAGCCGCACUGACCAUGUGGGGCCGAGUGUGAAUGGAGUGUACGGCUGGCCUUCACUUCAGUCUCUGCUGGGCAGGGCCUCUCCUCCCUUUAUGCCCCCAAACCCUUUCUGACUGAGCCUAUGCUGGACAAGAGCCUUUUCUGUCCUCCCAUUUGUUGAGCCUCUGCUGGCCAGGGCUCCGCCUGCCCCAGCCCUCUUGCUAAGCCUCUGCUUAGAUAGUUUGGCUACAUUCUCACGCCAGAAACUCAAGUCUUUGAUCAUUUGUUUCAAUAAAAUGACAGUGUGAUCAUG
Molecule: messenger RNA, 2494 nt
Organism: Malaclemys terrapin pileata
Lineage: Eukaryota; Metazoa; Chordata; Testudines; Emydidae
Gene: MFNG
Product: MFNG O-fucosylpeptide 3-beta-N-acetylglucosaminyltransferase
Exons: 8
Coding region: 543-1697 (384 amino acids)
Biological process (GO): regulation of Notch signaling pathway
Cellular component (GO): membrane
Molecular function (GO): O-fucosylpeptide 3-beta-N-acetylglucosaminyltransferase activity
Source: RefSeq, a predicted model, not a curated record